This is a messenger RNA of Staurois parvus, 533 nucleotides long. The record is from the annotation of a GenBank genome assembly. Lineage: Eukaryota; Metazoa; Chordata; Amphibia; Anura; Ranidae.
AUGCCCCUUACAUUGGUGGUCAGUGGGAAGAAUGUCCCUUACAUUGGUGGUCAGUGGGAAGAAUGCCCCUUACAUUGGAGGUCAGUGGGAAGAAUGACCCUUACAUUGGUGGUCAGUGGGAAGAAUGUCCCUUACAUUGGUGGUCAGUGGGAAGAAUGUCCCUUACAUUGGUGGUCAGUGGGAAGAAUGUCCCUUACAUUGGAGGUCAGUGGGAAGAAUGUCCCUUACAUUGGCGGUCAGUGAGAAGAAUGUCCCUUGCAUUGGCGGUCAGUGGGAAGAAUGUCCCUUACAUUGGUGGUCAGUGGGAAGGUUGCCAGUCUUCCAGCUAUUUUGUAAUCCCCCCUAUUCAGUCUUCUGUUUAUGUAUUACUUGUGCUUCUGAAAUAGGAGUCUGCGCUGAGACUGGUUGCCCUUGGAUGUAAAGAAGACUGAGGUGCUGUCUACUGCUUGGGUUUUUUUGUAGGUAAAAUCCUUGUAUUUCUGGAAUGGGAGAACAUUACUUCUUGAGCAUGUGUGGUAGCCCAGAGGGUAAGA